This is a messenger RNA of Tarenaya hassleriana, 1231 nucleotides long. RefSeq names its product mitochondrial outer membrane protein porin 4-like. Gene Ontology annotation, cellular component: mitochondrial outer membrane. Bases 220 to 1044 code for a protein of 274 amino acids. NCBI's taxonomy places the organism in Eukaryota, Viridiplantae, Streptophyta, Magnoliopsida, Brassicales, Cleomaceae. Gene Ontology annotation, biological process: monoatomic anion transmembrane transport. The record is from RefSeq and is a predicted model, not a curated record. The transcript is spliced from 9 exons. Gene Ontology annotation, molecular function: voltage-gated monoatomic anion channel activity.
UUCCGAGUCUCCUCUUUCAUUUCUCGAGGCCAUUACUGCUACUGCAGUGCUGCUGUCUCUUUCUUUCACUCGCCGCCGUCGCCUGAUUCAGUCUUCGAGGCGGCAGAGCUCUUGGAGCUUUUUCCGGUGAUCGUCAGCGGGUUUUGGCUGUCUUUGCUCUGGUUUUCUUCCUCGAUCUUUCAGUUUCACUGCCGCUGUGUUCCUUUGGCUGUUCUGAAGAUGGGAGGCAGUCCGGCUCCAUUUGCAGAUAUUGGCAAGAAAGCCAAAGAUCUCUUGAACAAGGAUUACAUUUUCGACCAGAAGUUUACUCUGACAAUGCUGAGUGCCACAGGAAUGGAACUUGUGGCUACAGGGUUAAAGAAGGAUGAAUUCUUCUUUGGUGACUUAAGCACUGUGUACAAAGGUCAAAAUACUGUUGUUGAUAUGAAAAUCGACACUUACUCUAAUGUGUCAACAAAAGUUACUGUCAACAAUCUCUUGCCUACUGCCAAAGCAUCUAUCAGCUUUAGAAUACCUGAUCACAAGUCUGGCGAGCUGGAUGUGCAAUAUGUUCAUCCACAUGCCACGAUCAGUUCUAGAAUUGGCCUGAACCCGACUCCACUGCUAGAUCUUUCAGCAACUAUUGGAAGUCAAGAUCUUUGCCUCGGAGGUGAAGUGGGUUUUGACUCAGCUUCUGCCUCACUAACCAAGUACAACGCAGGGAUCGCCUUGAACAAGCUAGACUUCUCUGCAGCACUCAUACUGGCGGACAAAGGAGAGACGCUGAAAGCUUCUUACGUCCACACAGUGAACCCAACGACGGCAAUAGGUGCUGAACUGACGCAUCGUUUCUCCUCGUAUAACAACAACUUCACCGUCGGAAGCUCUCACGCAAUGGAUCCUUUCACCGUCCUUAAGACCCGAUUCUCCGACAACGGGAAAGCAGGAAUGGUGGUUCAGCGGGAAUGGAGACCAAAGUCGCUCAUCACAUUCUCGGCCGAAUAUGACUCCAAGGCUCUCAAUGCUUCACCAAGGCUGGGUCUUGCCCUUAAUCUCAAGCCUUGAGUAGAAGCCUUUUCCACCCAAACAAACAAAAAAAGGGUCUAUGAUAGUGGUGUUGCAGGCUUACGUGUAGUUUGGCGAUAAUGAUAUCCGCCUCGGUAGCCGACAACGAUUCUAAGUGGCCAGAUAUGGCAUCUUCUCGAACUUGCGCUACUCGAAAUUGUUUAAUUAUACGCUUAUUAAACGGUUA